Odontomachus brunneus is the source of this 8667-nucleotide messenger RNA. Its product is annotated as fork head domain-containing protein FD4-like. The coding region runs from base 3051 to 4466 and encodes 471 amino acids. Gene Ontology annotation, biological process: anatomical structure morphogenesis; regulation of transcription by RNA polymerase II; cell differentiation. The record is from RefSeq and is a predicted model, not a curated record. Lineage: Eukaryota; Metazoa; Arthropoda; Insecta; Hymenoptera; Formicidae. The transcript is spliced from 2 exons. Gene Ontology annotation, molecular function: RNA polymerase II cis-regulatory region sequence-specific DNA binding; DNA-binding transcription factor activity, RNA polymerase II-specific.
UGGCGAUAUGGUCGUCGAGGGACAAGAUGUUGCCGCUCGCCGAGAUCUACAAGUUCAUCGCUGACCGCUUUCCGUAUUAUAGGAAGGACACGCGACGAUGGCAGAACUCUUUGAGGCACAACUUGUCCUUCAACGAUUGCUUCAUCAAGGUUAGUUCGGGGCCGCGUCCAGAGUCCAUGGUUCUUAUCCUGAACUCUCUUUUAUCGAUAAAGAUGCUGAGACAAUUGCGGAAGGCUUGCGAGUCAUAUUUAGAGGCACUUUUAUCAACAAGAAAGUUUAGGAUGAGAGCUCAUGUCGCCGUGGUUUUUAUUCCGAGUCGUUCUACUUUGUCCUCUCGCAAAGUCUGGUCGUAUUCGCACACAUCAGAUGCGUUAUCAACGCUCAUUUCAUAUUUGCCGCCUUUUAAAUGUACAACAAGGAUAGAAUGAACGUUGAUAGUGUCCUUUCCGAACGUACUCAUAAUGGUCAUGACGCUCAACAACAAAAAUCCCCUCAAAGCGACGUAACCUUCGUUUCCUUUCGGGCUUUGUCCGACGAAUACGACGCGCCUUGUCCACCCAUUUGCGCCAGAACCUCGUGGUUAGCCAGAAGUAUCAUCUCUCUCUCUCUCUCUCUCUCUCUCUCUCGAAGCGCGGUCGUGGAAACGUCGAAUGAAGCGUGACGAGGGGUGGAACGGAUCUUCGUCGUUGAUCGGCGCGACGAUGUGCCUUUUCAACGCGAAUGUCCGAGCUCGCGAAGCGACGGCGACGCAGGGCGCAAGGUGUUUGGUCAUUGUAUUAUCGGGCCAUCUGUUUCGCACCUGCCAACGUGCGCGAUCACCGACAUGGCGCGUACGGUCGCACACGGUUCUACAAAAUUACGAAAGACCCGUCGGCUCGCUCGCUCGCUCGCUCGCUUCUCCUUCUACAUUUCUAAGACUGUUCCCUAAGACUAGAUAUCCCAUAGCUCUGAUCAAGUUGAUCCCAAUCUGGUUUGUACAAGGUGAUGUUAUCGGGUCUUAAUUAUUAAUAAGGUCCUGAUUGCCACGCUACGAUACAUGAUUUAUCAGGACCCGGACACCACCUUGUACCAAACAGCCGAUUGGGAUCGACCUGAUUAGGACUAUAGGAUCAAUUUCUACUCUACGGGUUACUUUGAACUCUCUCUUUUAUCGAUUAAAGGGUCUCUAAGUGCGGGAGUCAAUCAAAAGGCCUAUAAACCGCAUUUAGAGGUACUUUCGUCGGUAAAAGAGUAUUCGGAAUAACGUAUAAUUCUGCACUGAUGCCCGUAUCAGACUAUAGAUUGAGGAUCGGACCAAUCAAAUAAGGCAAAACCAAGAUUUAGAUCACCUGAUUGGUCCGAUCGCAAUCUUCAAUUCAUACAGUGCUCAAUCUGAUAUGGGCAUAAGGGAGAAUUCACAUCUUGACAGAAAAGCAGAAAAGAAUAGAAAAUCAACUGGAACCCGCGUUAGUAGUAAGCAAGAUAUUCUGCAAGAACUGUCAACUACCAGUGCGAGUUUUGGUUGGAGUUUCUGUCUUUCUGCUUUUCUGCUAAGAUGUGAAUUCUCCUUCAGAGUCGUGUCGGUAGGAGCGCUUAGAAAAUUAGAAAAUCUAAGAGAGAAAUAGAAGACAAAGAAACGUUUCGUCCGAUCAGAUACAAACAAUUGUAAUGUUUCUCAUUAUUGUUACACUAGAAUAUAGAAUAUUUCAACGUUACUUGUUUUUUAGUGGAAUUCGUACAACAAGCAAAAUUAAGCAAAAUUCGCAUCGCGUAUGUCUUUGCUCGCUAGGAGUAAUAAUUAUCGUCGUUAGAAAGCGUGAAGCCAUAAACGGCAACGGUGGAAAGUAAUAAUGUCUCUGCGAGAAAUUUCAUCUUCCGGAAGAGCCGAUCGCGAAUCAAACAGAGCCGAGAUUGUCGCGUCCGAAAGCAUGUACGAAAGAACAGGCAGACACCGAUUUCCCUUAUUCUCCCGAUCAAUCGAUCAGUUUCGAGUCAGUUUCCUGAGAAAUGUCGCGUCUCGAACAGUUUUCGAGUCACACACAAUUAGGAGUUACAUUUGGAGAAACCUUUUCGAGUUACAAAUUUUCUCUCGUGCUAAUUUCGGAUUUGUUUUACGCGAGCAGAAUUUGUUGGCAUAGAAUGCACACCUCGACCGAGAAAGGUAGAAGCCAAUCAGAUCGCGCUAGUCGGAAAUUGUCGACUACCAGUUGAUCACCAGCAGUGACGAGUGACUUCUGCUGCCUUUCCGCCAAACGCGGAAAAUUCUGCAAUGUGCGACGUGCGUUCGUUAAAGCGUUACCUCCUCCGCCGCGAACACGACUCCGCGAGUUGGUCCCGUAACACAAGCGCGAGAGACGGUCGCCAAAGAGGCGAGAGCGCAGCUUGAGAGCUGAUCACCACGUCUCUCUACCUCCUCUUCGAGGCGUGGUACAAUGUAAUAAUAGCAGCCGCGAUAUAUUUCCUUCCCUCCGCGAGAUCUGUCCGGCAGCAGGUUGCCUUUCCGAUCGAAUUAACUCGCCCGAUCGGCAGAUAAUCGUUUCGCGUUAUUAAAUGUAAAACCUGUUCGUUCCUGGCAAGUAAUGAACCGCGGGCUCUCUACAGCUCAUCAAUCGCCGCUGUGAGAGACCGAGCGCGUUAUAUCGCGGCCAUCGUCGAGAGCAUCGAGGUGCUGUGGACGACUGAGGCAUCUUUCCGCGCGAUAUCGAGAGAGGAAAAACACGAGUCCUCCCCCCACCUGUGAUUGUGUGUAAUACGAGCGGCCGUGCUUUACGAGAAGCGUACGUAAUUGCCUCGGACGUUGCGCUUCUAGCGCGUUUUACGCGACGACCAACCGGCAUCUUCCGUCUCGAUCGCGCAUCGAGAUAUCAAUUAAGGCUCACGGCAGAGAGCGCCCCGGUAUAUUCGUCGCUCAUGGAGCGUGGACUCGGACAAGUAGCGCGAGUCUAGUUUCGAGUCGGUUUCGAGUUUCCCGAUCAACGACAACGUCACCGUUUCCGCUCUCUAUCGUCGUCGCGGACGUCGAGCGCAACCAAUCAUUCCACGUAUUCGAGGAAUCUCGUUGAGAGCCGCCUAUGGUGCCGCGUGGUCCGCAUCGGCCGGGAAAGGGAGCCUACUGGGCGUUGCACCCUGCCGCGUUGUCCAUGUUCGAGAACGGCUCGCUCCUACGCCGACGGAAACGCUUCAAGCUGCACAAGCCGGACAAGGAGCUGCUCAAGUCCGAGUUGCAGGCGCUCGCCUCGGCGAUGCCGCCGCCUUUGCCGCCGCCACCGCCACCGCCGCCACCGCCGCCGCCGCCGCCGCCGCCGCCGCCGCCGCCGGCACCACAUCCGCAAUCGCAGCCGCACGCGGAAACCACGGUCAUCGUGGACGCGAGCGCGACGUGUUCCGCCAACGGUCUCAGCCUGGCGAACCUCCAUCGCUUGCGAGACGACCUUCUCCGAUGGGAGAUACAGGAGAGACGGAUGAUGGUCGCCACCGCCGCCGCCGCCUCUGGUCCCGGCGAAUUCGCCGCUCGCGGCUUCGGUAGGUUCGACGGCACGACCGCCGCUGCUGCUGGUCUACCGGCCGUGCCUGCCGCGCCUGAAGCAGUCGCCGGUUACUACCUGCUGUCACCGGAGGUCAGGCAGAGACUGACCGCCGACGGCGGCAACGAGAUCCUGAGGACGUACGAGGCGGCGGCGCUCUUGCACUCCGCCUCGUGGAACUUUCCCGGCUUCCCGGUCUCGCCGUCGUCGUACGCGGCCGUGUCGCAGCUACCGUACCUCCAGCAGCAGGCUGCCGCCAGACAACAGAGCGUCCCACCACCGCGGGAGAUACGGGACGAGCGACGACGUCUGUCGUCGUCCGGUGAUCAUCGCGGUGCGCUGGACAGCAGGGAAGGCGAGACGGCUGUUUUCGGAGGUGAGACUUAUGAGGUUGCGGCGGCCUACCGCGACAAACUCGCCGACGCGGACGAGCCACUCUCGUCGUCCUCGUCGUCGUCCACCUCAUCGUCCAGGAUGAAUCUGUACCGUGGCGCUGUGACUACCGGCGGUGGCGGCGGUGUCUCGCCGCCGAUCUCGCCGACUUCACCGAAUUCGCCCGCGUCCAAGUCCUAUCGUCACCUCUCGCCGAUCUCGAGUUUGGUGAUGGAGGUAGAACGAACGUUGCCCAGCCGCGAGGACCCGACGGCCGCCGCCGCUGCGCUCGUUCUCACCGCGACGAAUACGGCGUUACCGGGCACCGAGAAGCGGGUGAAGAAGCCGUUUACCAUCGAGAACAUCAUCGCGCCCGACGACAACCUGCACGAGAGUAGCGGUGGCGGCGAGAACUGCGCCGGCAGUGGCGGUGGUAGUGUUGGUGCCGGUGACGAGACGGCGGCGACUGCGAGGCUGUCCGACGAAUCUCACGCGAAAAAGUCCUCGCUUCUCGCGCCCAGACCGCUUUACGCCGGCUACUCCGUCGCGACCGCGGGCGUUCCGAGGCCAUCCUACGGCACCGCCACUUGAACUCCGCUCCGCGUCCCGGUCGAAAACAGCCGAACGGCUCCUACGUGGGAUGCCACCAAGACUUGGGACGUCUUCUCGACGCCUUUAAUCGCGUUCCUCGGACGCGCUCCUUCUGCGCGCUGUCCGCUCAUAAACUCCACUUUCGCUCGUCCGGCACAUCUCUGGGAUACCGAGACGACGACGACGACGACGACGACGACGACGACGACGACGGGACACCCUCGCUGUUUCGACGACACACGGAGAGACGACGUGCGCUCCUCCAGCGUGCGUAGAUACGACGCGGAAGGUCUCUACCGUCCUGGAACAUUCGCGAAGGAGUCCGAUUUCGUCGGAUGAGCGAAGGAACAAAUGUACGUACUACUUACGUCGGGAUACGUCGAAAAGCUUCCGUGCGCGGAUGUCCUCCUCUUGGCCGCGUUGAUCAUCUUACAGAUGAUCUCUCGUGCUCUCUAAAGUACAAUCAGUACAUAUACGGAGAAAACAUUUUAUAUAGUUUGCUUCUUCGUACGAAUUCUUUUCAAUUUCAUUAUAUUUCCAGUAGAAUAAACUGUCGGUAACUGUCCAUCUUAUCAAGGAACAUGAUCAAUUUCGCUAGAGACAUGUUUUUGGCAUGGCAUGUUUUUUAAUAACGCACAGAAAAUACAAUACGGUUGAUCCACUCAUAAGUCUCUGGUUUGUACCAAUCAGAUUUACGUACGGAUCAAUUAUACUGUUUCCUUCGUGUACAUAUGAAGCGAAAGGACAGUCGAUCCAUUGCAAAAUUCUACGAUAAUUUUCAAUAUGAAGUUCUCUCCGUGCGUGCUCUCUCUUCGCUAAACUGCUGCUUCACUUAUAAUCGAUAGUUUAGUUAUAUCACUCUGCAAUCGGUAAAAUCUUGGAUCACUUGACAAUAAUUACUGUUCCCAUUACUGAUGAACUUUGCGAACAGAGACAGUGUCAUCGCACGCAAAGCGCAUGAGCAAAGCAAAGCCGUUAAUUACAUCGCCGCAGACGGAUUUGUGUAAGGUAAAAGUAUCAAUGCUAGACACGUACAUAACGCAGCCAACCUAACGUAUCCUGAAUAUUCUUAUUGCUUUGGCCUUUAAGUAUCUUUCAACAUCGAAAAAAUAUAUGUAUAUAUAUACUCCAUGUUGAAAGUUUAAAUGUUUAAAGACCGAAACAAUAAGAAUGCCCAGGUACGUUGUCCAGACAUUCGUACUUUCACCUUGCUGCAGAUUUUGCAAUGAAAUUUCAGCGAAUACUCACCUGAUCAUCGCCGUGAAGUUCGCCGAUUCAGAAACACUUUUACUGAUUCUUACUUUAAGAGAGCGCGAUCUGGUGCUACUUUGUAGAGCGAACGCGACGAUUCGGACGGGACGUUCGCGCGGGGAUGCUUUUCGGCACAGUCGCGCUUGACUCGAAGACGAUCAUAUGUGUCGCGGAUCGACGAAACAGGCGUAGAAGGAAGACCUCGUAGAUAACUCGUUAGUUCCUCGUUUCGUAAAUACCGUCUUCUUAUCGGGAGGUUGUCUUCGCUUGAUAUUGGUUUUCGUCGCGAGCUUGGCCCCCGAGGACUUGCGAACGCUGUCCGAUAAUUGACUUUACAGUUAUUCACAUUUCCACACGGCGAUCUUGCGUACGCGCCAAAAAAAUGACGGCCGUCGUCGUCGUCAUCGUCGUCGUCGUCGAUCGCGAAAGCUCGGCAGCAGCGCCGCACGUCCUCGUGCAUGAAGAUAACGAUUAUCGCUCAAGCAUCCGCCGAAGUCGUGUCGCGGCUUCUGUCUACGUAAUUCAAUAAUUAGACGAUCUCUAGAUGAGUAGGAGAGCAGGUGCGAGCGCAAGCACCGACGUUGUUGGAUCUAAAGGCUCGUCUACAGUGUCGCCGCAAUGUCGAUCGCACUGCCUUCUGCGGAAGAGUCUCUAAAAUUUUGCAGAGUCUUUUUAUGCGAUAAUUUUCAGAUCCGCCAUUUUCGAUGAAACAAAAACCAAUUCCGGCAAGAAGUUCCGGAAGUGUUCUCGGCAGAGCCCUAUUCUGUAAUUUCCUAACGAUAAUGUCAUUAGCAUGGCGUAUCUCGUUGCGCAGCUUUUCUACCAUGUAUUAUAUCUGCGCAACGAUAACGCAACGAUACACGAUCGUCAAAAGUUACAGAAUAGCCCUGCGGACCACGCAAUGGAAUUUAUCGAAAUGGAUCCCGAUCGGAAUUAUCCUGCUAUUCUCCAGAUUUCUUUUCUCAUGGAAAACGAAAUUACUCCAAUCGGUUCGCAACAGAACCCAACAGAUUUUCAAGCCUAUAUUCUAAACUCUCUUUUAUCUAAAAGCGACUCACUUUCUUAAAGUGAAUCAGUGAAUAGUCACUGAUAUAUCAGUUACAAGUAUAGCACUGAGCACUGUGAAAGUGCAACACUUAUAACUGCAAAUCAGAGUGAUGUUUCAUUGAUUCAUUUUAAGAAAGCAUUAAGAAGGUUUAUAGGGCCAAUUCUAGAGGCGCUGUUAGCGAUAAAAAAAAGCUCAGAAUACGCGUUUUACUCGAGGGACUCCAGAGAUCACACUCAGUCGCAACGCGCGUCACAAGCGCGACUGUCGCAAUGCUCAUGGCGGGAACUUGUCUGCCAUAACCAAUCGGAAGCGUCAGUGUUAUAAAGCUGUACCACUGAUUGGCUAGUGUAGCUACAGACAAGUCACGUCACGAGUUUGCGGUCAUUGUCGUAAGGAGCGUCACAAUCGACAUUGCGACCGUUGUAGAAGAGCUUUAAAGUCGAUUAUGUUACUCCGAGCGCGCCAGGCCUGUGCAACUUGGCGAUUUCAUUCGCGACGGACAUGCCGUGUCCGUCGGAUCAAAUUCAGAACGGAAUUAGUUUUGUGCUCUUUCCACUUGGAAAUCUUUUAAUUCCAAAACUUUCCGGUCUCUUUCCUAGACGAGUCGAUUGUUUCAGCGGAAAAAGCAUAGCGUUCAACGGGAUAAUGACAGAGCUUUUUACACCAACCUGAUAAUUAUUUGCGUCCGAAUCAAGCGAGUUUCGUGCGACACGCGCCAUAGAUUGAAAUGCUUUACAGAGGUAAAAGGAAGAAAGCGCCAGAUUUCACUAUUGCGAGUUGAGGAUAUUUACAGAAUUGUUAUGUCUUGAAAAUAUUUAUAUGGAGGAAUAAACGGAGAGUUGUAUGUGCAUUUACUCGCGCUUCUCUUUUUAGAAAAGUGUAUAUAUAUAUAUGUGUAUGUAUGUAUUUAUAGAUUAAUAUAAUUAACUUAUUAAAAAUUACAUCUUUAAGCCGAACUCAGAGUUAUUUGAUUCGAGAAGUAGGAGUUAAGAGAGAUCAAUAGUUAUUGUAUUGUAAAUUAUUUUGACGACAAAUACACACACGCACAAACACACACACACACACACACACACACACACACCAUCGCAUUUCUUUUUCUCAAAAGAAAAUUGUCAAAAGUCUAUUUUGAAAAGAGACGCAAGCGGCGCUUGUUUCCUUUUACACGAAAAGAAAAACAAAUGCCCGAAUCUCCUUAGAUUACCUUCCUAGAUUGUAGCGCUCAUACGAAGAAGACGUGCCGAAAUUUUCGGAAAAUGUACGAUUCUCUCUGUGAAUCGCCGGUUGAGCCAAUUAUUCCAAGCGAAGCCACGCGCGCUUACGAUAAAAGUGAGGUGUGUUUAAGCAUUAUCAGCGAGGCUAAAUUAAAAUGGACACGUAAAACAUAAAACUGCCUAGUUACAUGUUGCGCAGGCCUGAUGCGAAGCACAGCUCCGGCGCGCUCCGGUGUGAAAUUUGCCCGUUCUCGCGAAGGCCAAAAUAUUUUGCCGAGCUGCACGCGACCGCAGACGUUUAACAUCCGUAUUCUCGAGGGCAUUCGAGUUCUGUAUUUUAGACCGAACGUCUAUUUAACGAACGGGAUAAUCUCGCAUCAUGAGGGAAGAUCGCGCGGAAUAUCUCUGUACGAGUCGAGAAUGGAGAAUAUAGUUCCGUCCUCCUCUCUGUACUCGUCGUCGCCGUCUGUCUAGCGAGUUUCACACCGCGUGUGUCGCGUCUCGCGUUGUUUCUUCUCGCUGGAGAUGCGCAUGUGCGCGAGUGUGCGUGCGAAAGAGAGGCUGCUCGUUACACGUUGUGCGUUAGCGCAUCGAUCUAUACUCUGUACUCGUACUCGCUCGAGCAAAAAACGAUUUGUAAAUGUAGAAAACGAUUACGUAGCGAAAUAAAUUAUUGUAUAUAUACAUAGAA